This is a messenger RNA of Leptosomus discolor (cuckoo roller), 3522 nucleotides long. The record is from RefSeq and is a predicted model, not a curated record. NCBI's taxonomy places the organism in Eukaryota, Metazoa, Chordata, Aves, Leptosomiformes, Leptosomidae.
AUGUUGCAGAAAUUGCAUGGGUUUUUUGACCCUCAGACUGUUACCCAUUGGCUGCUCAUCUACGUGGACACCAGUGAUACUACUGAGGGAGCCUUUGCAUGGGUAAAAGCUGACUACAGCCCAGGGGCUAGGGUGAAGGGCACGGGAGACCCAGUGGUGAUCUCCUUGAUCCUGCCAGUUAAGGAAAAAGGCUUGAUUAAGAACCUGGAAAAGGCAACAGAUUCCACUUCCAUUGAGUUUUCAGGCAAUUCCAAGCUAGAAGGAGGAGUCGAUAAUCUUAAUGGGGACUUGUGGGAUGGAAGAGGACAAGGGGACUUGCACAGAUGGAAGGAAUUGGCCAACAGGAACUUUAUGAAAUUCAACAAGAAGAAAUGCAAAAUUCUGUCUUCUAAGAGCGAUUCCCGUUUGAAGCACUUACUGCAGCGAGCACCUGAGUAUUGUCCUGAAUCAAUGGGAGAAGUGUGGGGUUGUAUAAAUUCUUCUUUGCCAGGUGUUUUGAAGAAGUCUGACGGGUGGGUUGGUUUAGGAUGCUGUGAGCUAGCUAUUGCUGUGGAAUGUCGGCAAGCAUGUAAACAGGCUUCUGCAAAGAAUGAUGUUUUAAAGGUCUGCAGGAAGGAAUAUGAGAAUGCUCUCUUUAGUUGUAUUAACAGAAAUGAAAUGGGGUCAGUCUGUUGCAGUUAUGCAGGUCAUCACACCAACUGUCGGGAAUAUUGUCAAGCAAUUUUUCGGACAGAUUCUUCUCCUGGUCCUUCACAAAUUAAAGCGGUUGAAAAUUACUGUGCCUCUAUUAGCCCUCAGCUUAUACACUGUGUGAACAACUAUACACAGUCAUAUCCAAUGAGAAAUCCCACAGAUAGUUUGUAUUGCUGUGAUAGAGCAGAAGACUAUGCGUGUCAGACUGCUUGUAAAAGAAUUCUGAUGUCAAUGAAAACAGAGCUUGAGAUUGUCGAUGGACUUAUAGAAGGCUGUAAAACAAUGCCUCUCCCUCAGGAUCCACUUUGGCAGUGUUUUCUUGAGAGUUCAAGAUCUGUUCACCCAGGAGUCACUGUGCACCCUCCGCCUUCAACAGGCCUCGAUGGGGCUAAGCUCCAUUGCUGUUCGAAAGCAAAUUCUUCCACAUGUAGAGAGCUCUGCACUAAACUUUAUAGCACGAGCUGGGGCAAUUCACAGAGCUGGCAAGAAUUUGAUCGCUUUUGUGAGUAUAAUGCAGUUGAAGUUUCCAUGUUGACCUGUUUAGCAGAUGUACGAGAACCUUGUCAGCUGGGCUGUAGAAAUCUUACUUACUGCACUAAUUUUAAUAACAGACCAACAGAACUUUUUAGGAGCUGCAAUACCCAGUCAGACCAGGGAGCCAUGAAUGACAUGAAGCUGUGGGAAAAAGGGAGUAUUAAGAUGCCGUUUAUAAAUAUUCCUGUGCUUGAUAUUAAAAAAUGCCAACCAGAAAUGUGGAAGGCAAUUGCCUGCUCGCUGCAGAUUAAACCUUGCCACAGCAAAUCUAGAGGAAGUAUUAUCUGCAAAUCAGAUUGUGUGGAAAUACUGAAGAAAUGUGGAGACCAUAAUAAAUUCCCUGAAGGCCACACAGCUGAAAGUAUUUGUGAGCUCCUGUCUCCAACAGAUGACUUGGAGAACUGUAUCCCAUUGGAUACGUACCUGAGCCCAAGUUCUUUAGGUAACAUUGUAGAAGAUGUUACACAUCCGUGUAAUCCAAAUCCAUGCGCAGCUAAUCAGUUAUGUGAAGUAAAUAGAAAAGGAUGCCAGUCUGGAGAGCUGUGUCUUCCGUAUUUGUGUGUGCCAGGUUGCAAGCUGGGAGAAGCUUCAGAUUUUAUUGUCCGUCAAGGUACACUUAUUCAGGUUCCAUCCUCAGCUGGUGAUGUUGGUUGUUACAAGAUUUGUACCUGUGGACACAGUGGAUUGCUAGAAAACUGCAUGGAAAUGCGUUGUGUUGACCUCCAAAAAUCAUGCAUCGUUGGAGGACAAAGAAAAAGCCAUGGAACAUCCUUUAAUAUAGAUUGUAAUGUCUGUUCCUGUUUUGCUGGAAACUUGAUAUGUUCUACACGUCAGUGUCUAACUGAGCAUAGUUCAGAAGAUGAACGUCGGAAGUUUACAGGUUUACCGUGUAACUGUGUGGAUCAGUUUGUACCAGUGUGCGGUCAGAAUGGGCGCACGUACCCGAGUGCAUGUAUAGCUCGUUGUGUUGGGCUCCAGGACAAUCAGUUUGAGUUUGGAUCGUGCAUUUCCAAGGAUCCAUGUAACCCUAACCCUUGUAAUAAAAAUCAGAGGUGCAUACCAAAGAAACAAGUUUGCUUGACUAGUUUUGGCAAGUUCCAAUGUAGCCAGCAUGAAUGUGUGCCGAGGCAGUUAAAUUGUGACCAGACACGGGAUCCUGUUUGUGACACGGACAAUGUGGAAUACAGUAACUUGUGUACUUUGUACCAAAAAGGAAAAAGUUUAGCAUACCGAGGACCAUGCCAGCCGUUUUGCAAGUCGGUGGAACCCGUCUGUGGGCACAACGGAGAAACCUACGGCAGCGUCUGUGCCGCCUAUUCCGACCGCGUGGCCGUUGACUACCACGGACCCUGCCAGGCUGUCGGCGUUCUCUCGGACUAUGGCUUCCACACGGAGUGUGCCUUCGUUAGCUGUCCCCGGCUGGCGGCGGCUGGCUGCAAGCCGGUUCUUGCGCCAGGAGCCUGCUGUCCACUCUGUGCUGGAAUGCUGAGAAUCCUGUAUGACAAAGACAAGCUGGACACUUUUGCAAGGGUAACGAACAAAAAGCCUAUAACAGUACUUGACAUACUUGAAAAAAUCCGCCUGCACGUCUCCGUGCCACAGUGUGACGUGUUUGGAUACUUAAGCAUAGAGUCCGAAAUUGUGAUUCUCAUCAUCCCUGUGGAUCAGAACCCCAAACCGCUGCAGAUUGAAGCCUGCAAUAAAGAAGCAGAAAAGAUAGAGUCACUGAUAAAUUCGGACAGUCCCACAUUAGCAUCACACGUGCCACUGUCGGCUCUAAUCGCAUCUCAAGUACAAGUGUCCUUCAGCAUUUCUUCUCCCUCUGUUAAAGCAGUGCCUGUUCUGCACUCCCUCUUCGGCAGCCUGUUACUCACCUGGUCAGCGUUCAUACCUCGGACCACCUCAAAGGAACAAAGAAACUAUUUACUUACAGGGUUUGACUUCAAUGGAAGUAGGAGAAAAGAUGGAAGAAACCCAGUCCAGUUUUACUUGCAGCUUACAGAAGUGAAACCUAAUGGGGACAAAUGUGGUACAGGUUUCAGCAAAGGGGAUUACUCUGAAAAUCGAGGAAACACCAAUUGUCCAAAACCUUUCUUGAUGUUGACGGGCUUUGUACGUGCGCUGCUGAAUGGGAAAACGUACGUGCAGCUCCUCGCAAUACAAGAAAGUGACUUUUUUACAGUGAGACCAAUCAAUCACUGGAACAACCUUCCCAGGGACAUGGCAGAGCCCCCACAACUGGAAGUUUUCGAGAUGCAACUGGACGCAGUUCUAGAACAAGCACUGAAGGGUUAG